GAAUGUUGUAUUAUAUUAUACCUUUAUUUUAAUUAAAUAGAUCCUGCUAUGAUUACCACUCCUUAUAAUUCGAGAAUUUUGAAAGUCCAUGAAGAGGAGUACCCUGAUUUAUUUCAAAAAUUAUUCAAGAACAAAAAGAAAGAUAAGAAAAAAUCUAUUAAGGCCGUUACUAGUAAAGAACUUGUGUCCCCGAAAAAAUUAAGUAAACGACAGACAACUGAUAAAGAAUAUUUGAAAAACGAUUCCCUUCAACCAGUGGACAUGGAUGUGGAGACAUAUUAUGAUUGUAUUAAUCCUAUUGACGAUGACGACGAAAAGAAAUUAGAAUUGUUUGAUUCUUUGGACGAUCACACGUCAGAAUAUCGCACUAUUACCAACACAGAUUCUUCUAUGAUCAACACUUCUUAUAAUUCAAGAAUUUCAAAAAUUUGUGAUGGAGGGUACCCUGAAUUAUUUCAAAAGUUAUUAAAAAAUAAAAAGAAGGGACAGAAAAAAGUUAUUAAGGCAGUAACGCCAAAGGAAAUAAUGUCACAGAAAAAAAUUAAUAAACGUAAACAAUCGGCGUCAGAAAAAGAAUAUUCACAAGACGAUUCCCCCCAAUCAGUAGCCAUGGUUAUGGAAACAUAUGAUAGUAAUAAUUAUAUUGGUGAAGACGGCGAAAAGAAAUUAGAAUUUUUUGAUUCUCGAGACGAUUAUACGUCAGAAUAUCGCACUAUGACCGAAACGGGCAUAUAUUUUGCCCGAUAUUGUAAUCAAACAUUUAACAACGUCAACGGUGUACACAGUCACGAAAAUGUUCUCACUGGAAACACUCCUCUUCAGUGCGACGUUUGCUUUAGAAUGUUUAGUUGUAAAUCUAAAUUGCAUAGACAUAAGACGCAUUCUGGGGGAGAGGCCAUAUUCUUGCAACGUUUGUUGUCAAUCAUUUUCGCAAAAGAUAACAUUGGAUAGACAUAAAAGAACGCACACUGGGGAGAAACCAUAUGCGUGCAACGUUUGUGGCCGAUCAUUUGCUCGACAAUCAGCUUUGGUUGUACAUUACAGAAUACACACAGGCGAAAGACCAUACGAGUGCGGCCAGUGUGAAAAAAAGUUCUCAGCAAGUGGUGAGUGUACAAAACAUAUACGAAGAGUUCAUAUCAAAUGUUUUUAAACUUGUUAUGAACGUUUGAAUUCGUCUAUUCGGGCGUUCGAGACGAACAAGAAACAAAACCAUAUAGUUCUUACUCUCAACGACGAUCGUCCGUUGUGAAUAAAACCUUGUAUAUAGCUGUAUAGUAACUGCGAUUCCCACUGGCGCCUGGCCUUAUACUUUCAUCGAUCGUCCUCGAAAUUGGUCGCACCGGGAAAUCUUCUUACUCUUGAGUGAGACGCUUGUACCAACACGUUCUUACAUCAUUUUAUGUAAACUCUUUGAACGAAGAUCGCAAGUAGGUCAGAAACAUCACGCGUUCGACAUUUGUGAUAUUUGCUUUUUCGUAGAAGUUACUCUAUUCAACCAUUUCAACCACAAUAUAGAAACACGCACUCUGAAAAACGUAUAUUGUUGCGAUAUUUCAAAAAGCUACGUAUAUUUCUUAAUUUGUUACAAACGUUAUUAUAACUAUAUUAACAACCAAAUGUGUACAGUAAUGGAUGUAUUGCUUCUAUCAAUGUAAAUAUUCUCUACCGUAGAAUUAUUCUGUGAGCAGAUAGCGAGUAUAAGCUACUCGA
Molecule: messenger RNA, 1713 nt
Organism: Acyrthosiphon pisum (pea aphid)
Lineage: Eukaryota; Metazoa; Arthropoda; Insecta; Hemiptera; Aphididae
Product: zinc finger protein 239
Exons: 6
Coding region: 49-951 (300 amino acids)
Biological process (GO): regulation of transcription by RNA polymerase II
Cellular component (GO): nucleus
Molecular function (GO): DNA-binding transcription factor activity, RNA polymerase II-specific; RNA polymerase II cis-regulatory region sequence-specific DNA binding
Source: RefSeq, a predicted model, not a curated record